AUGUAUGUCAAAUUCAAUCCUUCUACCCUCCUUCCUUUAGGACUCCUUGUCAGUUCGGCUCUCGCCUCUCCUACGUUCCCUCAGCAGCAACCGCUUGGCCUUAACGAUGAACUUUCGGCCGCCAUCCGUAUCCAUUCCAAGAAGCCAUCAGUAGACGCAGGAAAGCUUGCUGCUACUAUAGAAACCGAGAAUCUUCUUCGAAGAGCAAAGGACCUUUACACCAUCGCCAAAAUCUCAGAACUGGAACAUGGCCACCCAACCCGUGUGAUAGGAUCAAAGGGACAUGUGGCAACCGUUGAGUAUGUACAAAGGGUCCUUGGAAGUCUCGGUGGGUAUUACACCCUCAGAGAACAAACUUUCCCAGCUUCCAGCGGUUAUAUCUUCGAAUCGCGAUUGGUUAUUGGGAACGAUGUUAUUGAACAUCGGGCUAUGAGUCUCACACCGCCGACCAAGAAUAGACAACCUGUUUCGGCUAAGGUUGUGGCGGCUAAGAAUGAUGGUUGCUCUGAAAGUGAUUUUGGGGAGGACAUCAAGGGCUCUAUUGCUCUCAUCGAGCGUGGACGCUGUCCGUUUGGUACAAAGUCAGAGAAUGCUGGGAAGGCUGGAGCUGUUGCUGCUGUGAUUUAUAACAAUGAACCUGGUUCCUUGAGUGGAACUCUUGGAACCCCAUCGGAAGAUCACGUCGCCACCUUUGGAAUUGCUCGUACAGCUGCCGAGCCAAUUUUGGAGAAGCUGAAGGCUGGGGAGGAGGUUGAUGGGUCUGCAUACCUUGAUUCCGAGGUGAACGUCAUCAAGACGAAGAAUGUUAUUGCUCAGACCGUUCUGGGAGAUCCUGAGAAUUGUGUUAUGCUUGGUGGACACAGUGAUUCCGUCGGGGAAGGACCAGGCAUCAAUGACGAUGGAUCGGGAUCGAUGACACUACUAGAAGUUGCUGUGCAGCUUACAAAAUUCUCGGUGAACAACUGUGUCAGGUUCGCAUGGUGGAGUGGAGAGGAAGAAGGACUUCUUGGAAGCACCUGGUAUGCGCAGCAUUUGACCGACGAGGAGAAUAAAAAGAUCAGGUUAUUCAUGGAUUAUGAUAUGUUGGCGAGUGUUAACUUUGCAUAUCAAAUCUAUAAUGCUACUGAUGCAGAGGGAGACCCGAAGGGUAGCGAGGAGCUUCGAAACUUCUAUAUUGAGGGGUAUAAGGGAUUGGGAGUGAACUAUACUUUUAUCCCAUUCGACGGAAGGAGUGAUUAUGUUGGAUUCAUCGAAGCUGGUAUCCCUGCCGGCGGUGUUGCCACCGGUGCUGAGGGUAUUAAGACCCCUGAAGAGGUUGAAAUGUUUGGAGGAAAAGCUGGGGAGUGGUACGAUCCUUGUUAUCAUCAGUUGUGUGAUGAUUUAACGAAUUUGGACGAGAAGGCUUGGAAUGUUAAUGCUAGGUUGGUGGCGAAGAGUGUGGGGAAAUAUGCGGAAAGUUUUGAAGGGUUCCCCAAGAGGGUACUGGAGAGUGAUGAGGUUAAAGCGGAGAGGAAGGAGAGUGCGAAGAAGUGGAAGUACAGAGGAAGCAAGUUGGUUAUGUAA
Orbilia oligospora ATCC 24927 is the source of this 1563-nucleotide messenger RNA. RefSeq lists its product as uncharacterized. Gene Ontology annotation, molecular function: metalloexopeptidase activity. The record is from RefSeq and is a predicted model, not a curated record. Lineage: Eukaryota; Fungi; Ascomycota; Orbiliomycetes; Orbiliales; Orbiliaceae. The transcript has a single exon. Gene Ontology annotation, biological process: proteolysis. The coding region runs from base 1 to 1563 and encodes 520 amino acids.